Molecule: messenger RNA, 9251 nt
Organism: Dermacentor silvarum
Lineage: Eukaryota; Metazoa; Arthropoda; Arachnida; Ixodida; Ixodidae
Exons: 15
Coding region: 137-3598 (1153 amino acids)
Biological process (GO): protein phosphorylation
Molecular function (GO): ATP binding; protein kinase activity; protein binding
Source: RefSeq, a predicted model, not a curated record
GGUCGCGUCGCUGCGUUCGUCUCGUCGCGCCUUGAUGUUUACUUUUCCCUUUCUCCACACAUCCAGCAUGGAUGGUGUCGCUGGCCGACGAGCAUCCUGUUAGCAGGGUCCCAGUGACGGCAGGGCAUGGCACGCCAUGGCAGCCAUAAGCGGGCCAACUACGUCAGCAGCAGCGGUCGCCGACGGGAGCGUGCCCUGCUGCAGCGGCUCAUCACGCUGCCCAGAGCCGACCCCCGUGGUGACACCAGUCGUGCCAGCCCCCAUUAGAGCGGGCGGGGGCCACGGGGACCAGAGGCUCGUCACGGCAGCCAGGGAUGGAGACUUCAAGAAAAUUCGUCGGCUGCUACAGAAACACAGGGUCAAUGUCAACGCCCGUGAUCCAUCUACAGGGAACACUGCUCUCAUGGUGGCAUCUUUGGUGCAAGACCCUGAUGCCAUGAGUGAGCUGCUGCAGCACGGGGCGGACCCGACGCUGCACAGCUACACGGGUCAGAACUGCCUUGACUCCCUGCCGGCCUCUCUGGUGCACCUGGUGCUUGGCUUUCCUGACUACCUGCUCAAGGAGAGCCCCCACCGAAGCAACGAGGAGCGGCGGCUCCUACUUGCUGCAUGGAGCGGCCAGCGGGACGAGGUCCAGCACCUAUUGUCCCAGACAGGAAAUGGGGGGCUCGACAUCAACUGCACCAAUGCGGAAGGUUCUACACCACUGGUGCUUGUCUGCCGGGACCUUGCCACUUUCCAGGAACUCGCCUCUGCGGGCGUGCUACGCUCGUAUGACCCGCUAGGCGUGAUACGGGUUCUUCUCGACCAUGGCAUACUCAUCCACCGUGACGUCAAUCACCAGGACCGACAGGGCAGAACUGCCCUGCACUAUGCCUCCCACACGUGCUGCGAGCACACAGCACCCGUCAUUUCCCUCCUUCUUCAGAACGAGGCGAAAGUUGACAUCAAGGACAAGCACGGCUUCUCGCCGCUUCAUUUUGCGAGUCAAGCUGGCUCGGUGGAUGCCAUACAGCUUCUCUUAGACGCUGGGGCUGAUCCGAGUGCCACAGGCCUUGGAGGCAUUGCGCCACUUCAUCUUGCUGCAUCAGCAGGCAAGAUAGCUGCUGUGCGGCUACUCCUGGAGCGUGGUGCUGACGUUCUGAGCUUUGCCCAGGAUGGCAAGUCACCCCUCUGCUGUGCGGGCAGCACUGAUGUGUACAGUGUGCUGAGGAGAGCCGUCGAGAGCGCCCUCUGUGAGAGAGCAGACAAGCUUCGGCUCACACCUCUGGAGCACGAAAAACGAAAACUGGGUCAACUCAUCUUGCAGUCAAGGAACGUAACUGCACCAGGAGAACAGAGCUCACCUGGCAGUUCUACUGCCAAGGAGGAAGGCUCCAGUAGUAGUGACAAGGAGCCGAGCGAGCCAGAGGCGGAGGCAGUGCUGAAGACGAAAGCCAGCAGCAGCUCACACUCGGUCCUCCGCGGAGGAGACCCGUCGCUGUCUGCGUUUCGUCGCUACCAGCCACCAAACCUGCCUUCCCAUCACAUUCCGGGCUGGCGGCAGAAGUCGUCUCACGGCGGCUCCCACUUCAUCCCCGUGCGACCGCGCGACCACUCGUCCGACGAUGAGCUGCGGCACGGAUGGUGUGCCGAAGGCACACUCGAAAACAACAGCUAUCAUCGCCAAAAGACAAUGCCUUCAAACACACCGUUGGAGCUUCCCCUAGAUCCACACUCUGCUGCGUCCGUUGUUGUCGAGGCCAAGAAUGGCAUAAACUCUGCAUCCGAAAGUGAAAAAAAGGUUGAGGAGAACAUCCUAGAGGCGCGGACAGAGAGUCCGCUUGCGGAGUCGGCUCGAACAGCAGCUUGGGUCUUCGGGGGCAGCACCGAGAAUGUGGUGCCGAAGGAGAUGUAUGCAAAGGUGCGCCCCAAGCAUCGAGGAGGAGCAGGAGGAGGAGUUGGUGGUGGCAGCGGUGGUGGUGGCGGCGGCGGCGGCGGUAAUGGUGAUAGCUGUGACUCCGAAUCUGCAGAUGACGAGCACAAACAGUCUGCUUCACGAAAGCGACCCUCUGCAGCGGCGCAGAGGCGGAAAAAGACUCAGCACUAUGCCAAGAAUUACCACCUCAGCCGACUCAAACUGCGUCCCGAACUGGCGGGCCGCAGCAUACCAGACGUGGCAGCCACCGUGCCACCAAAAACCGUUUCCGCAGGGCGGCAGCAGUCGGACGCGUCGCUGGGGGCUUCGGAGGAUACCGCCCAGCAGAAGGCACCUGCCACGUCGUCUGCCUUGGCGACGGCGGCGGCACCUGCGCAGCCCAAGUUUUCGCUGAUCACGAAGAGCAAGGAAGGCGGCCACCUGCGGCCCAAUGGAUCGCGCAUGCCGGUGCCAAGCACCCGGGGACUUAUGAGCAAGUUCUUGCCGCCGUGGGUGACACGUGAUGACGUGUCGUCGCACCUGUCGUCCGCAUCUUGGGUCUACUUGCCUUCCCUGUCACCAGAGGAAGGCGGAGACGAGCCGCGGUUGUCGCUGCCACGAAAGGAAGAGAUCCCCGAAGUGGCCAAGCCCAGUGAGCCCGCGGCAACGACGUCAUCCACAACGGCAGUGAAAUCAGUCCGUCCCGAGGGAACGCACACGCUGACCUGUGGCAAGCGGGGGAGCAGUGGUGGGACAGAGGGUUCUGCAUUCCACACGGUCAGCGCCAAGGGAAAAGGUUCGGCGGCUUGUCAGCACGCGCCACCGGAGCAGCCGCGUGCGCCCGUGCCGCCGCUGCCCAAGAACCUCCAUGACAUCCCUGCAUUUCCCUCGGGACCCCCUUUUCCUUGGAUCAAGGGAAAGCUCAUUGGCAAAGGGGCGUUCGGCCUGGUAUGGUGCGGCCUGCGCAAGUCCGGUGGGGAGCUGGUGGCCGUCAAACAGUUUCAGCUGGGUGGGGCCGACGUGCUGUCGGCGGUUCAGCUAGAGGUCGACAUUCUGCAGUCACUCAAGCACCCCAACAUCGUUGGCUUCCUCGGCGUGCAGCAGGAAGAGGCACUCGUCAACCUGUUUCUCGAGUUCGUCUCCGGCGGCAGCCUCGCUGCUAACCUGGCCCAAUUCGGGGCCUUCCCCGAGACGGUGGUGCGUCGAUAUGGGCGGCAGCUCCUCCAGGCUCUAGCCUACCUGCACCAGCGAAAUGUCAUCCACCGAGACAUCAAGGGUAAUAACGUUAUGGUCUGUCCUGGAACGGGCACCAUCAAGCUUAUCGACUUUGGGUGCGCCACGUUUGAGCCUUCGUCAGCGGACUGUGAAGGACUGGUGGCCAGUGCCAGAGGCACGCCCUACUGGAUGGCGCCGGAAGUCAUCUGCCAGGAAGAAUGCUCGCACAAGUCAGACGUCUGGAGUGUCGGUUGCACUGUGAUUGAAAUGUUCCAGACAAAGCCUCCUUGGUACGAGCUUUCUCCCCUGGCUGCAGCCUUUGCCAUUGGACAAGGCACAAGUGACCCAAAAUUUCCGGACCAGAUCAGUCCCGAUGCCCGAGACUUCAUUCUCACCUGCCUUAAGAGGUGCCCCGGUGAGCGACCAACGGCGGAGGAACUGCUAACGCACCGCUUUCUCCAGACUGGAGCCAUAGAGGACCUCUAACGGAAGGGUGAAACACAUCCAAGGCUUCGUUUCCAGCCUUACGGAGUCUUCAACACGCUUUGCAACUUUGGCCACUGGGCAGGACACAAUCGCUUUUUUUCCCCUGAAAACGUCAUCUGCGCUCACCGUAGCUGCGCUCACUGUCCACGAACAUCAGGACGUUGUCAAAUAGCGCAGCUGUGCCGCGGAGGCAUCGGUGCUUGCACUAUUCUCGACGUUGCGUGUCGACUUGCAUUUGGCAGGUCAAGAGUCAAGCCGGUCACCUGCCCAAACAGAGAGAGAGUGUGUGUGUGAGAGAGGGGGAGGCUGUUGGACCUUAACGUAACUUGUACCUGUUGCCAACGGCAUGUUAUCGACGUAGAGCUCACAUACGAUUUAUUAAUCUUUUUUUCCCCUUUCUCGAUGCACUGGUAACCCAAAUAACACUUUUUGCUCAGGUAAAUGGCAGCCUCUGCUAUCUCAAUGGCCAAAACGAACCUGGAAAGCUCCCAUUGCAUCGAGUCAAACAGUGAUGCUCCGAAAAAAAAAAAAAAAGAGAGAAGUUGUAAUUUAGGUUUGUUGUUUGAGUGUUUUACAAAUUUAGUGAUGUUCCUUUUUUAUGUAUACAGAGACAAGCAUAUAUAUUUAUUUCUAUUUAAGAGAUCUUCUUUUUGAAGCUGAAACGAAUGUAAAUAUGUGUUAAAAGCUGGCUGCUCUCUCCUUUUUUCGUGUUGUCUAGUUAACUGCUGCUGAUGCAUAGGCUGUAGACAAGGACGUUUUAGGUUUAUCGAAGUAAACAAGGCUUGUUACUAACCGCAGGCGGCGACUACCAGAAGGAAAUAUUUGGUUUACUGAAGGAAACGUAACAGUACAAGAUUGGCAGGAUAGUUUCUCAGCUCACAAUAUGCUUCAGUUAUUUGCUCACGACAUGCACAAUUAAACACAUUAACAAAGGACAGAGAGUAGCUAGUUAGGCAGCCAUUUUGUUGCAGAUAUAAACUUUCAACAAUGUACAUUUGUGAACAUGCUGACCCCUGCUCAUCGAAUGUCAUGUGCAAUCUUGUCUUUGAACAAUCCUGCUCUCAAGACUUUUUCCUGAAAAUAGACUUGUUACUCAUGCUGAAACACCUUCGAUUCAACAUGGCACAUGUGAUAAGUAGCUGCCAUAAAAACCUGUUUGCAACACGGAUUUUCUGGACUGUUUCUAGUGCCUAACUGUUAAUAGUGGAAGUGCCUGGUCUUAGCUAACAUGAUGAAGUAUCCCAAGGCUAGCACAAUAUACGUACAUGGGCCUCUGAUUGGUCUCAAGCCAGUCAUUAAGCUCGAUUGCCAUAAUAUUCAGAAUCACUGCCCCAUUGCAUCAGAGAACACAGUUUACUAGGAAGGGCAGAGAGAAUGUAUUGGUCUAUAGACAAAUGUGUGAAGAAUGAUCAAGAGUGAACAAUGAUUGAUAUGCUUCAAUAAAUGUUUCCCAGUGGCAUGUAGCUACUAUAUCAAUUUGUCAAUGGAUCAAGUCUAAAGCUGAUGUGCAGUUACUGAAUAUUGUGGUAGUUAGCUUGUUUUUUUUUUUUUUUUAAUUGAUUAAUUUGAUUUUGAGUGCUUAGUAGCUUGUAGUGGAGUGCUAAUGGAAAACACACAGAACCAUUUACAAAGAUAGCUAGAAAAAUUUAACAGCUUCUGCAUUGUGCGACAUUAAUGAUCACUAUCAAUUGAUUGGAAGGGGGCAUCGAGGGGUGCGCAAUUUUCUUUUGGUGUUGCUUUUUACUGACUUUAGAAAGAGCUUAGUCUUGCCAUUUCUCUUCCUCGUGACAAAUAGCUCACAUGUUGUGCACUGCUUCCCGGUAUGGCAUUGGUGUGUUUGUUGCAUAAUUACAAGCAAAAGGUUGGUAGGCUGGUCGCUCUAUUCACGCAUAUACCUUGGCUUGAGUGCUUCUCCUCAACCCUGCCAAAUGGAGGGACAGCGCCAUCUCUCAAAUGAUGAAGUAGUCACAGUGCGCUUCCGUAAAUCUCAUCGCCAGUUACAGAACUGUAAGAGUAAUUUCAUAAUGGGGCACUGGAGUGGAGAAGCAUUACUGGAGCAACUCCUCAUCACAGCAAUUGCCGAAGGGCAAUCUUAAAGUGCAUUCACCACUCGUGAACAGGUGUUUUUCAAGCAACUCGUUACAGGAAUCACUGAGCGUUCUUGAAACACUGCGAACACUUAAUUAAACAGUGGCACUUCCCUUUGCAUGCUGAAGUCGAGGAGGAAUGUCAAGGCAUGUUUCCGAAUAGAGUGGUGAAACUCGGGGAAAGCUGGCUAGGCUUAGGGUUAUGAACAAGGGAAGGGCCUCAGUCCAAUGCCACCGUUUUCUGACAAGACAACUUGUCACAUUCGGAGCAGCAGGGGUCAUCAUUGGCAUUGGCCUCAUGUGUGCUUCUCACUACAUCGGUGGAAGAAGCCGUCCUCUUGUGGUGCAAGAGUGAUUAGCUAUGGUAGUGCAUGUGGCAUUUGUGGGCGGCGUAAAGGUUUCUUGUCACUGGGAGAAUGGGAUUGCAGAAGCUGCCAGUAUCAAAAACACACAAAUGGGGCACAGACGUCAUUAUAGAAAAAAAAAUUGCGGUUUAGGUUCUUGUAAUUGGUGUUAACGGCUAGCUGACACCAAACAAGUAUUGGAGGAAACAAUUUUCCAAGCCCAUUACUCCUUUUUCCCCCUUUUGCUCCAAGUUAUGACCCUACAGAUAAGCCCAGAUUAAUGCACAGUCUGUUGCGUCAGACAGUACCGUUAACCCUGUGUUGCAUUCAGGUUUUUAAGGCAUGCUAACAUCAAAGUUGUGCUCGUCAUCCUCGAGCAGCUUCAGCAAAAGUUUACAUCUCGUGGAAGAAAAAGAUGCUGUGAAGUUAUUUUGUGAGCUGCUGGUAGAUGGCGUAUGCAUAAGAUAUACAUUACACUCGGAAUGGUGUUAUCAGCACUGUUGUACACAGACCGACUAUAGUGAGAGUCGGUGAGAAGGGUUGUCCCCUGUAAAUAAUGCAACACGAGCAAAAUAACAAAUUAUCUUCUGCGAGACUACCGCUGCUAUUGUUGCAAGCAGCGUUAAUAUGAGAGCUAGAGGCUGGAGUUGCACUGGCUCACUACCAGACCAGGGCUACUUUUCAUGACUCAAGUUAUUUUUAAUGUGGGAUUGACAUGCUGACAAGUGCUGCAAAAACUUUUUUUUUUUUUUUCCAUUUUGCAGACUUCGAAUUUACACCAGGUCAAUCGCAGAAAGUUUGUCAAUGACAAAAGACAAUGUCAUAUCCCGAGUGAUAAGAAAUGAAACAGACUUCUAUACAUAAAGCUUUUACACUUGUCACUGCAUACUUGCCUAGGCAGUGGUUAUGCGACGUGAAAUAGCCAUACUCUGAUCGCACAGUUCUGGACAGUGCAAUGAAACGCAUAGCUUUAGGCUGUCCAGUCGUAAAAGGACCUUUAAGCACUUACCACUCCUGGCUUUCCCAUACAAUUAUUUAUUUUUAUUUGUUGGACAGAUUUUGUGACAUGUUGUGUGCUUUCCUUCAAUGCACGAAACUAUUGACUCUAUGGUUAUUGGGUCAAUAAGACUUCAUCAGUUGGAGGACGAGGAUGUUCUGCUGUCACACACAUUGUUGCAAGCUUGAAAACUAACCACAUUUUGCCAAGUGUAAAGCAUUCAGAGCCAAAGCAUUGAGCAUCAUGACAAAUUGGGGAAUUUUUUUUUUAUUUUCAAUAAAAUUCAAUCUUCCAUUCCAAUAAAAAUGCUACUGAAGUUGGUUAGAAAUUCUCUGUACAUUUAUAAUCUCUCAAUUAUCUCCUUUCUUGCAACAGUAGAAGGAACCAUGGGGCAAUGUCCAUAACAUUCAGGUUGCUCUUGUUUCCAAGAUUUAUGGAUGUGAACGAAUGCUGCAGUUCAGUCUGCAUGGAAAUUUGCCCAUGAAAUGGUACUCGUCAACAGCAUAGAAAAUAAUACGCCUUUCUUUUUCCUAAUUGUUAAGAAAGCAUUAACAUCAAUGAGCUCAAAGAAUCAUCACAGGUGAUAUAGUUACACAGCACUCAGUGAUAGCAACGAUCCCAUAUUCACUCAUCAAUGAUACUCAUUGCCCUGCUCUUAACCCCUUGAUUAUUACGAAAGCUGAUGCUUCAUGUCUGAAACAAGAGUCAGUGCUGACAAGUUUUCUAUUGAAGACCGGUGGGUUCCAGACUCGUGUUAACUUCUCACUUUAGAUGUAACAUGAAACAAAUUAAAGAAUUUAGCUUCGCGCAUAUUGUUGGUGAAUGCCUUACCAGGCAUUUUGCCUACCAUGCUCAGUGUUUCUAUAAACAAUGCUCGCAAAUGACUUUUCCCUAAAUUUAUCAGGUGCUAAAUUUGGCUGAUUUUGUUGUUUGAUUCAUGGGCCCUGAUGUCCCAUAACAACACUAGGUCUCUGAGAGACGCCAUUGUGGAGGGCUCCGGAUUAAUUUGGUUGCCUGGCGUUCUUUAAUAUUCACCUUUAUGUAAUAAGUAUGCAAGCAUUUUUGCUUCAAUUAAAAUGCAGCCGCCAAGGCCAGGAAUCGAACCUGCGACCUUAAACUCUGCAGCAUAACACCGCAGCCACGUAGAAAUCAUGGCAGGUGGGUGUAAACGAGUAAUUUGAACACAUUUACUGCCAACUGAGGGAGGGACAGCUGCACAUCAUGAAAACUGUAGUACGACUUAAAAAUACCUUACAAAGACGAACUCAUCUGUUUGACAUUGAAGCUUGCAUGUCCUAUAACAUAUACACCAACUUUGCUGACAUGCAUUGCUUGGCCUCAAUACCCCUUUGAUGUGAGAACUUUGUUCUCGUGAAAGAUUUUGAAAGGGGUCUUGGACAUUCUCAUGAAACACUGCCAUAGCCUGUGCACUAGGAGCUUUCUUGUGCGUGCAUGCAGUCAGCUGUCUAACUCCCUGGUAAUGAAACCAGUGCAAGUCGAGCCUCGGUGCAUAUAACGUACGAAAUCUUCCAUACCAAGUUUGUGUUGUAUUGCAUCUACGUAUUCCCGCCUGACCAUGUGCAUGUUGCCAUUUAGAGCAGGCGUGAGUUGCUCCUCCUUCACCCCGUAUACGUCUCGGCAGCUAAGGAACGUGUACGCGAUCAAAUAAAGUGCGUGCAAUUCAAGCAUGCAUAUGCGGACCGUGUGAUCGUGAAAACAAAAAAAAAGAAGUUUUGCAUGGGGCUCUGUACAUAUGUAAACACGACUCCCCUUUGUGUGAUAUGCCCCGUAGUCUAACCAGAAAGUUAGCAGCAAAAGUGCGGUGAAAACUGAUUUCUGGUGCCAACGUUCUGAAGACUGGGUGGGGAUUGAGAACCCGCUCCCGCGUGCAGACGACAUCGAGUCUGCGCUCGCGAGAAAAGUCGUCAGUAGAUGUUGCAAGCAGUUGUUUGGGAAUUGUUGUUGUGCUAACGGAAAGGUCUAUGUUUGAGCUGAAGACUGCGCAUUGCUUGCGUUUGUCAAGGAAAUGUCUAUAUACAAAUAAAGCAGGGGGUUGGGGAGGGGUUGAAACUUAUUUUGUCACUGCUGCAUCGAUGCAGGUCUGCAAGCAACAAAUACUUGUCUUUCUGCCAUUGGCUCUUGGAACAAAUUGGCGCUCUGUGCUGCCUACAAUGUAAGACAAAAUUAUUAGUUCACGUUAUCAAAUAAAGAAGUCUAGUAUGCUA